AUGAAGUCUCACUACAUUCUUGCAGGCCCCUGCACACUUCCUUGUCUAAAUGGAGGCCAGUGUGUCCAUCCAGACUCUUGCAACUGCAGUUUAUAUCAAGCGACAGGAGUUCGGUGUCAAACAGUUGUGAACACAGGAUUUGAGAGAGAAAUGACGUGUCGGACAUGGGGGCAGUACAACUAUGAGACUUUCGAUGGCCUGUACUAUCACUUCCCGGGCAAAUGUUCUUACACUCUGGUGCGAGACUGUGAGGACAACAGUCAGUCCAGUGUCAUGAUACAGGUUCACAAUGACCCAGAUUGCCGCUCAUCUCCUUACACCUGCGAUCGGUCGGUCAGCCUCUUCCUUCCGUGGGAGGGGGAAGUUAGAUUGCAGAAGCACAACGUUACAUUCAAAGGACAAAGCAUUCAGCUCCCUCACAAUAUCCACGAUGUGGAGAUGGAGCAGAUAUCCCAGUACGUGCUGGUGACCCAGCAGCACGGGUUCACGCUGGCCUGGGACGGCCACACCGGCUCGGUCUACAUCAAGAUGAGCCCAGAAUAUGUGGGCAGGACCUGUGGCCUGUGUGGCAACUUCAACGCAGACGUUCAGGACGACCUCAGAACCAGUUACGGGCUGUUCACUCAGGACCUGGCCAUGUUUGGGAACAGCUGGACAGAGGUGGAGCCUCAGCAGGCUAGGUGUCCCAUGGUGCCAUCACAGUACCCCUCCCCCUGCUCCACACAGGACCCCCACACAAUGCUGAAAGUGAGAGAGGUGUGUGCAACACUGCUGGAGGAACCCUUUAAAGAGUGCCAUGAGUUUGUCAGUCCCCAGUCCUACAUGGCCAGCUGUUCCAAUGAUCUCUGCCUGUCUGGUCCGAACGGUGACGUGGUGUGCCAGGUGCUGACGCAGUACGCCAGAGCGUGCGCCCAUGCUGAACACCCCCUGCAUGACUGGAGGGCACACAUACCACAGUGUGCUAUGGAGUGUCCCACUGACCUGCUGUUCAGGGAGUGCAUCACAUGUUGCCCCGCCUCCUGCAACGUGGACAGGAUGUGCAUCGACAGCAAGCUGCAGUGUCUGGAUGGCUGUUACUGCCCUGAAGAUCUAAUCUAUGAGAGUGGGAGCUGUGUGAAGGCCUCUGACUGCCCCUGUGAAUACCACGGGAUGGUUUACCCUUCAGGACAGAUGGUGCAAGAGGAAUGCAACAACUGCACUUGCAUGGGUGGAGUGUGGAACUGCACCGAACACAGCUGCCCUGGAGAGUGUUCUGUCACGGGAGAUAUUAACUUUCAGACGUUUGAUGGGCGCGUUUACACCUUUCCAGCCACGUGCCAGUAUGUUUUGGCGAAAAGCCGCAGUUCGGGGAGGUUUACUGUCACCAUACAAAACGCCCCAUGUGGACCGAACCUGGACGGGGCUUGCAUCCAAUCAGUUAACCUGAUUGUUGACGAGGAUCCAAAGACGGAGAUCACAAUGAGCCACAGCGGCGAAGUCUUCAUAUCCAGCCAGUACAGAAUCUCCCUGCCAUAUUCAGACGAGGUGUUUCACAUCCAGGAGCUGUCCUCCAUGUUCCUGCAGGUGAGGACAGUGCAGGGACUGCGGCUGCAGUACAACUGGAGGGAGUUUCGCCUCUACCUGCAGGUGGAGGCGUCCUGGAAGGAGGACACCGUGGGACUGUGUGGGACCUUCAAUGGGAACAUUCAGGAUGACUUCCUCUCCCCCUCUGGGAUGAUAGAGAGCACCCCACAGCUUUUCGGGAACUCCUGGAAGCUGUCGUCGGCCUGCGUCCCCGGUCCCAGCGUGCCCCAGCUCGACCCAUGUGACACGCACCAGCAGGCGGCCUCCUACGCGGCCGAGAUGUGCGACAUCCUAAACCAGGAGCUCUUCGCCCCGUGCCACGAGUACCUGAGCCCCGCCCCCUUUCACCGACAGUGCCGGGCGGACACCUGCAAGUGCGGCCAGCCCUGCUUGUGCUCGGCCCUGGCGCACUACGCCAGGCAGUGCAGGAAGUACGCCAUCAUAGUGGAGUUCCGGGCCCGGGUCAUAGAGUGCGCUGCCCAGUGCCCGGAGACGAUGGAGUACGGGACAUGCGUGUCGUCCUGCCAGCGCCGCUGCCCCUUGCUGGCCAUCCCUCAGCACUGCGGAGAGGAGUGUGAAGAGGGCUGCGUCUGUCCCCCCGGCACCUUCUACAGCAGCCGCACUCAGACCUGUGUGCACAGAGGUGAAUGUCCCUGCAGCUUCCUGGGAGCAGAGUACGCACCUGGAGACGUUAUCAUGAGCUCAUCAGGUGUACAGGUCUGCCAAGAUGGCAAAAUCGUGCCUCAGAGCUCCAUCAUUGAUAAGAUGUGCCCUCCUGGUCAGUACUACGUGGACUGCGGUGACCCGGAUGACGGACUGUCACUGGGGAGAGGCCUUGCGUGUGAGCAGACCUGCGAGUCGUACCUGCUCAACCUCACCUGCUCAGCUCACGAGCCCUGCGUACCUGGCUGCGCCUGCCCCCCUGGGCUUUUGAAACAUGGAGAUGAGUGCUUUGAGCCUGUGGCAUGCCCCUGUUUAUGGAAAGGAAAGGAGUACUACCCUGGGGACAAAGUCACCUCUCCCUGUCACCGCUGCGUUUGCCAGCACGGGUCAUUUCAGUGCGUCUUCCGCCCCUGCCCGUCCAUGUGCACAGCGUACGGGGAUCGCCACUACAGGACCUUUGAUGGGCUGCUAUUCGAUUACGUUGGGGUGUGUAAGGUCUACUUAGUGAAGAGCAGUGCCGAUGUGAUGAUGAGUGUGACGGCUGAGAACGUGGAUUGCUAUGACAGUGGGAUCAUUUGUAGAAAAUCCUUGUUAAUUACCAUAGGAAAGUCUGUCAUCGCUUUUGACGAUGACAGCGGGAGACCGAACCCCUCCAGUUUGAUUGACAGGACGAAGACCACGCUGAUAUGGCAGGCCGGGUACUUCACCAUUCUGCACGUUCCUGAGGAGGACUUCACGGUGCUGUGGGACAGGAAAACCACCGUCCACAUCCAGGCGGGGCCCCGCUGGCAGGGCAAACUGACUGGCCUGUGUGGGAACUUUGACAUGAAGACAGUGAACGAAAUGAGGACCCCAGAGAACAUAGACUCUCCAACACCUCAAGAGUUUGGAAACAGCUGGACCGCAGCAGAGUGUGUGAACAGCCCUGACAUCAGACAUCCCUGCAGCCUGAACCCCCUCAGGGAACCCUUCGCCAAGAGGCGGUGCGGGAUACUGCUCAGCGAGGUCUUCCAGAUCUGCCACCCGGUGGUGGAUGUCACCUGGUUCUACAUGAACUGCCUGAUGGACACGUGCGGGUGCAGCCGCGGCGGGGACUGCGAGUGCUUCUGCACCGGCGUGUCCGCGUACGCCCACCGCUGCUGCCAGGAGGGCGUCACCGUGGACUGGCGCUCGCCCGCCAUGUGCCCUUAUGAUUGCGAAUUCUACAAUAAAGUUCUGGGAAAAGGUCCCUUCAAGCUAGUCACCUACCGGGACAGGGACACUGUGCUGGCCGCCAACACGUCGGGUGGAUUUGUGUUCCCACUAAAGGGGGCGCUCUCUGCGAUAGGGGUCACAGCACAUUUCAUGAUGACCCCGGGGCUGAGCAGAUCGCGACCACAUGACACAUCUCUGGUGUCCUUUGAGGCUGCUGAACGACCAAACUAUUUUGUCCUCGUGGGGCGGAGCGGGCACCUGGAACUGACCAAGUGGCAGGAGGGCGCGCUGUUCCAGGAUCAGUCCACGUUCAUCCUGCACCGGGACACCUGGAUCAGUGGCUUCGACUCGCUGGAGUCCUUUGCCUUGCCGGGCUUCUUCCUGCACUACACACGCUCCAGGCUCCAGCUCAUGAAGUACAACCACUCGGACGGCUUCCGCAGGGCCACGCUCUUCAGACUCACAGGCCCUGAGUCAGGCACCUAUAUGGGUCCUCGGUGCCAGUGGCGGUAUGAGUCCUGUGCCAGUGCUUGCUACAGAACCUGCAGCGACCCUUCCGGACAGUCCUGUACCACCAUCCCGAAAGUGGAGGGAUGUCUCCCUCAGUGCCCAAGUCACAUGAUCCUGGAUGAAGUCACACAGAGAUGUGUGUAUGUGGAAGACUGCAUUAAGCCACCAGUUGCUGUUCAGCCCACAGCUCCCCUCAGUACUGUACCAGCACCUGCAGCUGUCACUUCUGCGGCCGUCCCUGCUACUGCGGCCAUCUCCACGGCACGCUUCACCACCCCCACCGCCUCCCCGCCGGCCCCUUCCCCCGAGACCACCAGCACCACUGCUGCUGCAGCCAUGUCCAUCUCGACCAGCCGAGCGGUCGUCUCAACCACGAUCAUCGCUCCAACUGAGGUCACAAGCACAGCCACCCCCAGGCUCCCCACUACCCUGAGGACUACACUUAAAUCCACAGUGGCGCCUGAGGUCCCAGAAUCUGUGACAACCGGGAGGACAUCGGCAGCCUCGCCCACGAUCAGCCUCGAGGUGACGGCCACAACGCCACGUUCCCCGUACGUGCCCAUCGUGCCUGUCACAGAGAGGACCAGCCCCGCCCCUCCCACAGCUCCCUUCUGGCUCACCACCACCGUUAGGCCUGGGGUGACCUCAGAGCUGACCUCCAGCACGACAGCCAUCUUACCCCCAUCGCCUACAGUGGGCAUCUCCACCACAUCGAUAGAGGCCCCAGUCAGAACCAGCACACUGCCUGUCGUCCCAGGCUUGCCCACUGAGAGAACUACAAAGGCAACAUCGAGCACAGCUAAGGUGUCUCCUGUCUACAUAACCGCAACCACACGACCCGCUGUGGUCUCUGAAACAUCUCGGCUCUCAACUAUAUCAGCAGAGACCCUCACCACAGUGUACAAAGAGACCACCACAGAGCCCACCACUGUUGAGACAGUUAAAACGACAAAGCCUCCCAUUCCAGAUACCAAAUCUACACCCCCUGUUGAAACAAGCUCCACAGCCACCACAGCUUACACCCCCUCACCUUCUACGCCCAUGCACACACUGAUGGUCACCACCCCUGAGGUCUCUCCCACACAGUCAACUGAAUCGACGACAACUGUGACAACAACUGCUGUUGACUGGAGACGUACCACAGUUGAAACUCGUGCCACCACGUCAGAAACUACCACAACAAGUCCUGUUUCUCCAAAGCUCACCCACACAACAUCAAAACCCCCAGAGACUCCAUCGCCAACAGUUGAAUCUCCUCACACCACAGCCACGACACCAAUCCCAGCUUCCACUAAACCAGCCACCGCGACAUCCAUGUUUGUAACGUCCACACCACCACUGCCACCUGUAAGUCCUACAGAAACCACACCAGAGAAGAACCACAGGUGUUCCACCAGUGACGGAGAAGGUGGAGGUGUCAGAGGUGACAACCGUGCUGGUGACAACUCCAUCGUCCGUGCCCACAUCACCACGCACAACCUCAAGCAGUGGGCCAACGCUCACGUCAGUGAGAGUCACUCCAAGAGUCAUAUCCACCACUCCAGCGGCCCCAAUCACCAGGUCAACUGCUGCAACGACACCAAGGAGGACCACAAGGGUCACCGUGUCCACACAUGUCCCACUUGUGACUUCCACCAAGCCAACCACGGUCAGGACAUCCACUGGGAGGGUCUCUGUCUCUUUACCAACAAGACUCCCAGUGGUGUCAACAGCAACCACAUCUCCUCGUUACCCAACAAGCCCCACGAGUCCCGUUUCCGCCACUAUCUCUACCACACAUCCACGGACAGAGCAACUCUGACAUCAUCCCCUGUCCUUCCUCCCCUGCCUAUAACGACGGUGGAGACAGCGGCCACUUCAGCACCGGUGACCACACCAUCGCCCUACACCACUGCACCAGAGCGCUGGUGGACAACUACAGCAGAGGUGGCCACUCCCUCACUGUCACCUCACGUGACAUCAGAGAUAGCCACUUCGCCCGAGUCACCGCUCACCACCGAGGUCACGACCACCACCGCAGCUCCGUCGACCAGGAUGUGCACGCCUCCUUAUUCAGAGAUCAUUGACGAAUGCACCAAGUACAUCUGCGUGGGUGGCCAGCUGGUGCUCUUCAACAAGUCCCAGAACUGCCCUUACAACUCCACCCCUCCUAACUGCGGCCUCCUGGGAUUCGCUGUCCUGGUGAAUGGAGACAAGUGCUGUCCUCAGUGGGACUGUCCCUGCCGCUGCUCUGUAUUCCCUGACUUGAACAUAAUUACAUUCGAUGGCAACAGUGUGGCAAUCUAUAAGGCGGCCUCGUACAUAGUGACCCAGCUGCCCAACGAGACCGUGAGCAUCCAGGUUCAGGAAUGCCAGGCCUCAGACACAUUACUGUGGAAUUUCACCAACCUGUGUCUGGUAGCUCUCAACAUUACAUACAAAUCCAACCAAGUCCUGAUCAACCGCCUCCAGAGGAGGCUGUAUGUCAAUGCAAGGUAUGCAAAGCCACGCUUCAAGAAAUACGGAUUCGAAGUGCUUGACACUGGCAACAUGUAUCUGAUAAGGACCCCCGCAGGACUGAAGAUCCAGUGGUUUCACAGCACGGGAAUGAUGGUCAUUGAGAUGGAUGGAUACAACAAUAAGCUAUCCACCAUGGGACUGUGUGGUUGCUGCGACGGUAACCCUGCCAAUGAUCUGACACUUUCCAACGGGACAACGGUGAGCGAGGGUGAGGACCCCGCGCUCUUCAUUGACAGCUGGCAGGUGCCCAACACCACUGGCUACAUCAGCCACAGCCGACGGCGUGAGGUUAACUGCUCCACCAGCGACUGCUCGGAGUGCCUGGACAUGCUCAGCAACCACACCUUCAGCGCCUGUCACCUCUUCGUUCCUCCCACGAUGUUCUGUGAGGUGUGGGUUCGUGAUGCGGAGUAUGUGAAGAACCCCUGUGUGGCGCUGGCUGCCUACGUGGCCUCCUGUCACAAGUUCAACAUAUGCAUCGAGUGGAGGAGCCCGGACUACUGCCCGUUCAUGUGCCCAGACGAGCUGCGCUACCAGGCCUGCCUUCCCGCCUGCACGGCCCAGACCUGCCCCAACCACGAGUUCGACUCGGACCCUGAGGAAUGUUCCGGGCUGACAGAGGGCUGUGUGUGUCCUGAGGGAACGCUGCUCCACCGCCCCUACUCCGCCCUCUGCAUCCCAUCCAACAAGUGCGCCUGCACGGACAGUUUCGGGAACCCGCGCGCCUCUGGGGAGGUGUGGAAGGCAUCUGUGGACGGCUGCUGCAUGUACAAGUGCGACAAUGACACCAUCAUCCCAGUCGAAUACAACUGCUCUGAUGUCCCCCAGCCCAUCUGCAAGAGGAGGGGGGAGGUGACAGUCAGCCUGGCCGACGACAAGAGCUGCUGUCCCCAGAAAGCAUGUGUGUGCAAUCAGACACUGUGUGGCACUUACCCACCUGAAUGCAACUAUGGAGAGAAGCUGGUCUCCUACUUCAGGGAGGACUCCUGCUGCCCAGAUUACAUAUGUGAAUGCGACCCUGACCAGUGUGAGUUGGACGUUCCUACCUGCCGAGACGACCAGACCCUCAUUGCAACCCGAGCAGAUGGGAGCUGCUGCCUGGCCCAUAUUUGCAUGUGUGGCGCCUGCUCGGAUGUGGUUCCUGAGUGCCAGGAGGGAGAGGUGCUGACAGUGGACGCCAACAGCACAGACCGCUGCUGCCCAGCUUACCACUGUGUGUGUGAGCCAUACCGUUGUGCAGACUUCACCUGUCCACUGGGGAUGUCUGUGGUGUCCGUCUCUGUCCCUGGACAGUGCUGUCCCUUACGCACAUGCGAGUGCGCCUGUGAAAAAAUCGUAAGGCCACAGUGUGAACUGGGUGAGACCGUACAGAUUGAUAGGACUUUCAGUGCAGACCCACAAAACCAAUGUGGCUGCAAGAAAUACAUCUGUGAGCGGGAUCCUGUGUGCGUGGACGGGGAGAGGGGGGUGAUGAGGCCGGGCCAGACCCUGGUGGAGCACAGCGUGGAGGGAGUGUGCUACACCACCCAGUGCACCCGCACCCUGGAUCCGCUCACUGGAUACUUCCGCAUCAGGGCCACCAGCACCAACUGCACUGCACAGUGUCAGCCGAAUCAGAUAUACAUACCGCCCAAAGACCACACCACCUGCUGCGGGGCCUGUAAGAACAUUUCCUGCAUGUACGAGAAUGAGAACGGUUCCAUCACGCUGUACAAGCCUGGGAAGACAUGGGUGUCCAACUGCAUCAAGUAUGAGUGUACAGACACACUGUCAGGACCCACGCUGGUUUCCUACUCAUUCAGCUGCCCUCCUUUCAAUGAAACAGAAUGCAUAAAGAUUGGGGGAACAGUAGUCAGUUACAUGGACGGAUGCUGCAGGACUUGUAAAGAAGAUGGAAAGUCAUGCCAGAAGGUGACAGUCAGAAUGACCAUUAGGAAAAAUGAUUGCCGGAGUAACAGACCGGUAAACAUAGUGUCUUGCGAUGGAAAGUGUCCCUCGGCCAGCAUAUACAACUACAACAUCAACACGUACGCCCGCUUCUGCAAGUGCUGCCGGGAGAUGGGCCUGCAGAGGCGCACUGUGCAACUGUACUGCAGUGGGAACUCCACCUGGGUCAACUACUCCAUCCAGGAGCCCACUGACUGCUCCUGCCAGUGGUCUUAG
This is a messenger RNA of Megalops cyprinoides (Indo-Pacific tarpon), 8592 nucleotides long. It is a transcript of the gene otog, whose product is annotated as otogelin. Gene Ontology annotation, molecular function: protein binding; alpha-L-arabinofuranosidase activity. The coding region runs from base 1 to 8592 and encodes 2863 amino acids. Gene Ontology annotation, biological process: L-arabinose metabolic process. The transcript is spliced from 55 exons. Lineage: Eukaryota; Metazoa; Chordata; Actinopteri; Elopiformes; Megalopidae. Gene Ontology annotation, cellular component: extracellular matrix. The record is from RefSeq and is a predicted model, not a curated record.